CUGGGAUAUUUAAGUCUUCUCCGCGGCGCGGAGCCGCGAUGUCUCCGGCGGCUACGGCGCCUGGAGGAUGCGAACGGCGGCGGCCUAUAGCGAGUGUCAGGGACGGUCGGGGCCGGGGCUGGGGUUGCGGUUGCGCGGCGCUCCUCGGUCUGUCGCUGCUUGGCCUCGUACUCUAUAUAGUGCCGGCGGCGGCUGCGCUGGCCUGGCUGGCCGUGGGGGCUACCGCGGCCUGGUGGGGACUGAGCCGCGAGCCCCGAGGUUCGCGCGCCUUCUCGCUUGUCCGGAACGCGCGGCGUCAGCGAACACUGCUUGCCUUGUCUCCAGCCAAGUCAGCAGUAAACGGAAAUCUCCUCGAGCCACGGACCCUGCUCCGCGGACCAGACCCUGCUGAAUUGCUCCUCGUGGGCAGUUACCAGGGCAAGCCUGGCCCCCCGCAGACCCCCCGGGUUCCGGAGGCCACAGACCUGCGGGAGAGGCUUGGCGGUCGCCCACCCACCCGCACCACGCUGUUGGCUUAUUCGGCCCAGCACGUUCACCACAUUCACCCCUCUCCCCCCGCUUCUCUGCUCGCACCCUCCAGGAGGCCUUCCCACAGGGAUUGUGGGACUUUGUCAAAUCGGUUUUUAAUAACACCUCGAAGACGAUACCCUAUUCAGCAGGCCCAGUAUUCCUCUCUGGGGGUACUUCCCACAGUGUCUUGGAAUGGUUAUCACAAGAAGGCUGUCCUAUCUCCUCAUAAUUCCAAAAUGGUGUGCAGCCCAGUGACAGUGAGGAUUGCUCCUCCUGAUAGCAAAUUGACUCGUUCUCCAAUACAGGAGCAGUUAAUGACCUCAACACUGUCCUCAACAUCAAGUAAUGCUCCAGACCCAUGUGCAAAGGAGACUGUACUGAGUGCCCUCAAAGAGAGGAAGAAAAGAACAGUGGAGGAGGAAGAACAAGUACUCACUGAUGGACAGGAAAAUAAAAGAAGGCGGCAUGAUAGCAGUGGGAGCGGGCAGUCGGCAUUUGAGCCCCUGGUGGCCAAUGGAGUCCCUGCUUCUUUUGUGCCGAAGCCUGGGUCUCUGAAAAGAGGUCUCACUUCCCAGAGCUCAGAUGACUACCUGAAUAAGAGAUCCCGCACCUCUUCUGUGAGCUCCAUGACGAGCACGUACACGGGUGGCAUUCCCAGCUCCAGCCGCAACGCCAUUACCAGUUCUUACAGCUCCACUCGGGGUUUCUCUCAGCUGUGGAAGAGAAGUGGCCCCAGUUCAUCACCCUUUUCCAGCCCAGCCUCGUCCCGCUCCCAGACACCAGAGAGGCCAGCAAAGAAAAUAAGAGAAGAAGAACUUUCUCAUCAUUCUAGUUCUUCAACUCCAUUAGUAACUGACAAGGAGUCCCAGGGAGAAAAGGUUACAGAUACAACCGCAUGGAAGAAACAGAACUUGCAGAAUUCCCCGUCUACGCCUGGCAGCUCUGGGCAGCGCAGACGGAAGGUUCAGCUGCUGCCCUCCAAACGAGGGGACCAGCUGACCUUGCCUCCACCUCCCCAGCUUGGUUAUGCAAUUACUGCUGAGGACCUAGACUUGGAAAAGAAAGCUUCAUUACGGUGGUUUAACAAGGUCUUGGAAGAUAAGACUGAUGCUGCCUCAAGCUCUGUCACUGAGAACCCGCCUACCACUCAGCCUUCUUUCACUUUAACUCUGCCUACCACUGGGGCUGCUCCCUCCCCAUCUUCUCUCCCGGCCUCAAGCACCGACCCACUGUUGGAGAGUUUGAAGAAGAUGCAGAAUUCCCCAGGCCUACCAUCCUUCUCAGAUGAUUCAGCUGGAGUGGCAGCCACUGUGGCCCAUUCGCCUCCGAAGACACCCAGCCUUCUGGGCCCUCUUGGCACUUCACAGUCAGCACCCUUUUCAGGCGCCACCUCAGACUCCAAAAUGACAGUUACUUUCUUAGGGCUGACCCCUACUUCUUCCACAGUACCAGUCACUGACACCACCAAGUCACCUCUGUCCCCUCAAACUGAGAUAUCUGCCCCAUCUCAAGCCCCAUCUGCCCCAUCCCCAACCCCCAAGCAAAGUAUUCUAUUUGGAAUGCUGAGCACCCCACCUGCUGACCUUCCUGCCUCUGCAGCUCCUGCUGUGUCUUCAGCAUCUCCCAUGUUCAAGCCCAUUUUUGCAGUCCCGCCUAAAAGUGAGAAUGAGGGCCCCUUGCCAUCUAGCUCUUCCAAGGUCACAACUGCAGCAUCUUCCAGCUCUGCCCUUUCCACAUCCACCAGCACCUCACCUGUCUCUUUCAAGCCUAUUUUUGGCAGCCUGGGGCCACCGAUAUCUGUACCCUUGUCAGCUCCCUUCUCCUUCAGUCAAACUGCUAGUCCAGCCACAACCACAAGCGCUCCUCACUUCACUGGCCAGGCGAGUACCACCUCAGCAGUGGCUGGCGUGACCACUGCCAGCACCUCUGCAGACUCAGCCUCGAAGCCUGCCUUUGGCUUUGGUGUGAGUGAUGUGACCAGCGCCAUGAGCAGCGUGACUAGCACUACCCCUUCCACCUCCCAGCCUUUCCUCUUUGGGAAUCCCCCUGCCUCUGGUGCCAGCUUUACCCCAGCCACAGGCUCCAUAUUCCAGUUUAGCAAGCUUCCUGCCAUGCCUACUUCAGCAACAACGACAACCACCGCCGCCACAACGACAUCCUUUAGCCAGUCCCUGUCCAGUGUUGUGCAGACAGUUGCCAGCAGCAGCACCACCAGUUUUAGUGCUUUUGGCAACACCCUUACCACCUCAGCCCCAGUUACAACCACCAGCCAGCCUACCCUGACAUUCAGUAACACUACCACCCCAGCAUUCAACAUUCCCUUCAGCUCAAGCUCCAGGGCCCCUCUCCCAUCGUAUCCAGGAGCCAACCCCCAGCCUGCAUUUGGGGCCGCUGAUUCUCAGCAGCAGGGGUCCAGCAAACCGCCCCUCGCCCCCAGCUUUGGCAACUCUUUCACUUUUGGAAGCUCUGCAGCACCAGCCCCAGCUGCAACUCUAGCACCAACUCCAACCCACACAGCCUUUGGUAACACUGCGCAAUCUGCUUUUGGUGGUUUGAAGCCUGCGGCCUCUGUGUUUGGCGCCCCUGCCAGCACCCAGCCGGCCUUUGGCAGCACCACACCUGUUUUCUCCUUCGGCGCAGCUACCAGUUCUGGCUUUGGAGCUACAACCCAGACCACCAGCAGUGGGACCAGUAGCUCAAUGUUUGGCAGCACAACACCAUCACCCUUCACAUUUGGGAGCUUGGCAUCCCCGGCUGGCAGCGGGGGUUUUGGGAUCAACGUGGCUACCCCGGGCACCAGCUCUACCUCUGGAGCAUUCAGCUUCGGAGGAGGACAGAGUGGGACCACUGGCAGCACGGCCCCCUUUGGGGGGGGCUUGAGUCAGAACACACUGGGUGCACCCAGCCAGAGCACACCCUUCGCCUUCAACACAGCUGGUACACCUGAGAGCAAGCCUGUGUUUGGAGGCACCUCCACGCCCACCUUCGGUCAGAAUGCCCCUGCCCCUGGAGUGGGCGCAUCAGGCAGCAGCCUCUCCUUUGGGGCAUCCUCAACACCCACCCAAGGCUUUGUUGGAGUUGGACCUUUCGGAUCGGCGGCCCCUUCAUUUUCCAUUGGUGCAGGAUCCAAGACCCCAGGGGCUCGACAGCGACUGCAGGCCCGAAGGCAACACACCCGAAAGAAAUAGACUCUGUCCCUUGCCUCCAUUCCCCCCACCCCUUGCCCCAAUGUGGACCUUGGCACCUUGCUAGGGAAGAGCCUCUAACCCAUAGUUCCAUAAAGCAAACCUACCCCAGACCUCUGGCUUCAGCUACAAGAGGUAGUAGCAGCCCUGGGGGCCAUUUCCCUCUUAGAGGAAGCAGAAGCCUCAGGCCUCUUGGGGGAGGGAGUGGCAGGGCAGAAGCCUGAUACCUUUACUUGAACAAUUCCACUGUUGAGGCUAGAGAGAACUGAAGAAACAUCUGUACAUACUGUUCACUUAACUUCCCUGACUUGUUUAGUGUAUGAGCUUAGUCAGGUGGCCUCCCUUCCGCUUUUUCCCCACAGAGCCAUCUUUGCUGGAGAGUGCCAGGUAGAGCCCUGACCACCUGCCUCUCUGGUGUGCAUUUGAUGGGAUUGGGGGAAAUGGAUCAUCCCUAAAGCUUUACCUUGCUUGGCUUAGCUAUAAAAAGUGGUUCUCUGAUCCCUUUAGGGGACUGUUUCCCCAUUUCUUGCUGCUUUGUCCUUUGACUGGUUCCUUGCAGGAUCUCUUGCUUUUUAAAUGAUCUUGAAUCAAGCUUUGCCUUGAAGACUCCAGUGGAUGCUGCUCCUGCUGUUUCACUUCCUCCUGCCAAGUCUGAGUCAGUGUUUUGUCCCCAGCCCUGCCAGUUUGGCCCCUAAAAGCUUGGUGGCUCAAGACUGUUAGCCUGGCAGAUCCAGGGGUGAUCCCUCACUCCAGGGAGGGAAUCUCUUGGAGCAGGCAGGAUGCCCACCGCUGCUUUCAGCUGCCUCCUUGUGCACCACCCCCGCUGGCCUCAUUGGGCACGUCGGCCUCUCCGGGAUUGUAUGUUUAAAAACCUUGUCCUGUGUUACUUUGUCUGAUGCUCAUGUCUAUUGCUCUUUGAAUCGAGUUUGGAGGAAGAAUUGAAUUGUAUGAGUGGCGGCAUGUUGGUAGUGCCGGACUUAACUGUUUCAAGUUUCUGGGACUUAGCUAAUUGAAUGUGGAAAGUAGCACCACUUUACGGCUAUAAGUGCCAACUCCUGGAUUUUCAAAUGGUGUUUUGACUAUGGGCUGGCAGCCCAGGAGGAUAGGGCCAAGGGGAAGCAAAGACCUCUUCCCUCUGCUGUUUCUCUCUCCUCCCCACCUGACCUCACGGGAGGUUAGCUCACCCCUAGUGUAUGUUAGAAAAUCCUAAAUUAAUGAACCACACUCUAAAUUCUUAGCCAACCCCCCUCCCCCAAGCCUCCAACCCUUCUGUUCUUCCUUUGUUUCCAAAUCACAUACCCCAGGCCUAAGAGCCUCGCUGCCGUGCCCAUCCUCUUUGGGAGAAGUAUGAAUGUGUGUGUCUAAAUUAAAAGAAAAAAUAUUUAAACAUUUUUUAACGAAAUAAAAAUUUAUUUUUGUAUUUAAGCUAAAUUGCCUUUUAAAUUCCUUCAAGCUUGGUUCAUUGAGGUGGUUAAGUAUAAAUGCUGUUGACUAGGAAUUAGCUGUAUAGUUAAGUUAUGCCUGUGUGAAGAAGAGGCUCCAGUGCCAUCCCAGGCAGCUUUCCUGAGGGACUAGAGCUCUUUCUGGACACAUUAUGUAAAAUGUAAUUCUUAUUUUAUAAAUAAUGUGACUUAGAUGUACCCAGUCCCCUCCCCCUUUUGUGACUGAGUUUUGAAUGUUCUGUGGCAGGGGACUGGCUGUUGCUCCCACCCCAAGAACUACUUAAGUAGCUCUGUCGCUACUUAACUGUCCGUGGAGCUGAGGAGGGGGCCUGAACCUCCAGUCCCAAACACCUCCUAGAAUUGGAAGGGUGGGGUGUGGGGCACGGGCCUAGAAAUCAAGCUUCUACCUACACCUCACGUAAGGUAGACCCUCUUAGUUUUAGUGCUCUAAGCUAGUUUACCUCAGUUCCACAGGCAGGGCCAUUGGUCCAGGAAGCCCCUGAAGAGGGCGCCCUGGCACAGCCUGAGUGUGAGUGUGAGUGUGUAUGUGUACACAUAUGUGCACUGGGACUUUCCAUUACAGAUACAGACUUAAUUCCUGUGAGUCUAGUUGGAAUUUUUAGUAUGAAUGUGAGGUUUUCCCCCUUGCUUAUGUCAUUAAGAAUAAAAUACUGUGAUCUAUCGUA
Artibeus jamaicensis (Jamaican fruit-eating bat) is the source of this 5823-nucleotide messenger RNA. RefSeq names its product nuclear envelope pore membrane protein POM 121C-like. Gene Ontology annotation, molecular function: structural constituent of nuclear pore. The coding region runs from base 39 to 3698 and encodes 1219 amino acids. The record is from RefSeq and is a predicted model, not a curated record. NCBI's taxonomy places the organism in Eukaryota, Metazoa, Chordata, Mammalia, Chiroptera, Phyllostomidae. The transcript has 13 exons. Gene Ontology annotation, biological process: RNA export from nucleus; protein import into nucleus. Gene Ontology annotation, cellular component: nuclear pore.